Eptesicus fuscus (big brown bat) is the source of this 3070-nucleotide messenger RNA. It is a transcript of the gene CRAT, whose product is annotated as carnitine O-acetyltransferase. The transcript is spliced from 15 exons. Gene Ontology annotation, biological process: carnitine metabolic process, CoA-linked. NCBI's taxonomy places the organism in Eukaryota, Metazoa, Chordata, Mammalia, Chiroptera, Vespertilionidae. Gene Ontology annotation, cellular component: peroxisome. The coding region runs from base 599 to 2479 and encodes 626 amino acids. Gene Ontology annotation, molecular function: carnitine O-acetyltransferase activity. The record is from RefSeq and is a predicted model, not a curated record.
GUGUGUUUGCCCGCCACUCGGAGAGCAGCGCUCAAGGGCCCCAAGCGGGCUGAGAGGGGGGACACCCCCGCCCGCAAGAGAGGGGACGGCAUCUGGGGUCCGGCGGGAGCGAGCGGGGCGGCGGCCCCUCUUCCCGGGUCCAGCGCCUCGCGGCGUCCCCGCGGCCGGCAGACCGCGCCCCGGCCCCGCCCCGCGCUCCGGCCCCGCCCCGCGCUCGCGACUAGCCUCCCGGGCUCGGAACCGGCCGGUGACCGCGCCGAGAGCCCUCCUCCCCCGCCGCCAGCCCGCCACCCGCCCGGCCGGUGGGUGGGCGCGGGGCCGCCUGGACCGCUGGCGGCGGCGACUCGGCGACCUUGGCCCGGAGGCUCCAGCGGGACCCACCAAUUGCGGCGGCGGCGGCGCGGACUUUGCCCCGCGCGGGGUGCGGGCGGACCGUGAGUCCGCGGGCCGGCCGUGGAGAUGUUGGCAUUCGCGGUCAGGACGGCGCCCAGGCAAGUGGCUGCCUCUUGCUAGGUUCUGCUCGCCCACUUGGUAGCACAGUUAGGCUUAGACAUCCAGCCCAAGGCAGACAGACAGGGCUCAGAACCUCAGUCCUGCCAUGGAGGACGGGCAGCAGAAAGAGAAGGUGAAGCCCCUGGGCUUCCUCAAGCCCUCCUCCCUGACGAAGGUUGCCAGCCGCUUCAAGGCACACCAGGAGUCUCUGCCACGGCUGCCCGUGCCCCCGCUCCAGCAGACCCUGGACCAUUACCUGAAGACCCUGCAGCCCAUCGUGAGCGAGGAGGAAUGGGCCCACACCAAGCAGCUGGUGGAAGAGUUUCAGGCUGCAGGGGGGGUCGGAGAGCGCCUGCAGAAGGGCCUGGAGCGCAGGGCCAAGAAGAUGGAGAACUGGCUGUCCGAGUGGUGGCUCAAGACGGCCUACCUCCAGUACCGCCAGCCCCUGGUCAUCUACUCCAGCCCCGGCCUGGUGCUGCCCAGGCAGGACUUUGUGGAUCUGCAGGGACAGCUCCGGUUUGCUGCCAAGUUCAUCGAGGGUGUGCUGGAUUUCAAGGCCAUGGUUGACAAUGAGACCCUCCCCGUGGAGUACCUGGGCGGGAAGCCGCUGUGCAUGAACCAGUACUAUCAGAUCCUGUCCUCCUGCCGCGUGCCAGGCCCCAAGCAGGACUCGGUCAUCAACUUCAGCAAGACCAAGAAGCCGCCCAUGCACAUCACCGUGGUGCACAACUACCAGUUCUUUGAGUUGGACGUGUACCACAGCGACGGGACGCCCCUCACCGCGGACCAGCUCUUCGUGCAGCUGGAGAAGAUCUGGAACUCGUCGCUGCAGACCAACAAAGAGCCCGUGGGCAUCCUCACCUCCAACCACCGCAACUCCUGGGCCAAGGCCUACAACACCCUCAUCAAAGACAAGGUGAACCGGGAGUCGGUACGCUCCAUCCAGAAGAGCAUCUUCACCGUGUGCCUGGAUGCCGUCAUACCUCGGGUCUCAGAGGACAUGUACCGCAGCCAGGUGGCCGGCCAGAUGCUGCACGGGGGCGGCAGCAAGCUCAACAGCGGCAACCGCUGGUUUGACAAGACGCUGCAGUUCAUCGUGGCAGAAGAUGGCUCCUGUGGGCUCAUCUAUGAGCACGCAGCAGCAGAGGGGCCGCCCAUCAUCUCCCUCGUGGACCACGUCAUCGAGUACACGAAGAAGGCUGAGGUCGUGCGGUCUCCCAUGGUACCCCUGCCCAUGCCCAAGAAGCUGCGGUUCAACAUCACCCCCGAAAUCAAGAAUGACAUUGAGAAGGCCAAGCAGAAUCUUGGCAUCAUGAUCCAGGACCUGGACAUGAUUGUGACCGUGUUCCACCACUUCGGGAAGGACUUCCCCAAGUCGGAGAAGCUGAGCCCUGACGCCUUCAUCCAGAUGGCGCUCCAGCUGGCCUACUACAGGAUCUACGGGCAGGCGUGUGCCACGUACGAGAGCGCCUCCCUGCGCAUGUUUCACCUGGGCCGCACUGACACCAUCCGCUCAGCAUCCACGGAAUCGCUGACCUUUGUCAAAGCCAUGGAUGACUCCAGUGUGCCGGAGCCCCAGAAGGUGGAGCUGCUGCGGAAGGCCGUGCACGCCCACCGCGCCUACACCGACCGGGCCAUCCGCGGGGAGGCCUUCGACCGGCACCUGCUGGGCCUGAAGCUGCAGGCCAUCGAGGACCUGGUGAGCAUGCCUGACAUCUUCAUGGACACCUCCUACGCCAUCGCCAUGCACUUCAACCUCUCCACCAGCCAGGUCCCCUCCAAGACGGACUGCGUCAUGUUCUUCGGGCCUGUGGUCCCAGACGGCUAUGGCGUCUGCUACAACCCCAUGGAGUCGCACAUCAACUUCUCGGUGUCGGCCUACAACAGCUGUGCCGAGACCAACGCUGCCCGCAUGGUGCACUACCUGGAGAAGGCGCUCCUGGACAUGCGCGCGCUGCUGCAGAGCCACCCCCGGGCCAAGCUCUGAGCGUGCUCCGCCUGCCCGUGCCACGGCCAAACCUCUUCAGAUGGGCCACCCACCAGGGCUCCCCGUUGUCCCUCUCCCCCUGGGCCCCGCAGAUCCGACCAAGCCAACGUUGACCCCCCCCCAGGGGCCUGCAGGCCCACGCCAGAUGCCUUCCCGGGUCCCCAGCGUCGUGGCUGUGCUCAGAGGCUGAGCAGGACAGAGGCCCAGGCGCCCCAUGUAUCGCCCAGAGCAGCCUUCCUCUGGGAAAGGAACCGGUCACCUCCUUCCCCACCAGGAGACUGGGAAGCCUCCUGAUAGUUCAGCUCUGGCCAGUCCCUGCCAUCUGGGCUGAUCCGUGCUCCAAUCCCAAACGCCCGAGGACCUCAAGACAGGACUAUCUGGAGUGGGGGACUCCAGGCCUCCCCAAGGCCGAGGCCAGGGUGCAAGGCGGACUGGGGCCGGGCCGUCUCCCACAGGACUGCCCUACUCUUGUGGAGAAUAUGGCUCAAGAGCCCCAGCGCCCUCGCGCCCACUGUUGAUUCCUGAACCAUGUUCCUGGUUAUGUGACAGUACCAGGCGAGGUAAUUAAUAAAGGGAAAGUGUCCUAGUGAA